Eruca vesicaria subsp. sativa (arugula) is the source of this 498-nucleotide messenger RNA. The record is from the annotation of a GenBank genome assembly. Lineage: Eukaryota; Viridiplantae; Streptophyta; Magnoliopsida; Brassicales; Brassicaceae.
AUGCUCGUGGCUCUGGGAUUUGGCCGUCACCGCGGUUCAGAUAUGUCGGUCUUGGUCUUUGGAGGCACGGCGAGGUUGGGAAAGCUGGAGGCUCGAGGCCAUCAGCUCCGGUCUAAGGUUAUCUGCUUUGGGUUCUCCGUGGUAUUGACGUGUAGAGUUAGGAUUUGUGGCUUUGUCUACCGCAGUCAUGUGCUUUGUGGCGGCGCGUGCGGUCCCAACCAGUCUCGGAGGUUCGAUCAAGGGUGUGUCUCUGACCUUUCUCUUGGGGAAGGUGCUGGUUUGCAGUCGCAGAGUGAAGCUAUCAAUGUUCACUAUGGCUCCUUUUGUGUUGAGGUCAUCCUUCUGAACCGGACUCUAGGCAAGCCGCAUUCUACCGGGUCCGGUGUGGACCACCUAUUUGAUAGUUCUUCUUCGAGGGUUCGUCGGUGUCCUUAUCAAAAUGUCAAAGUACCUGUAAAAAACUGUAGUAUUGGUGAAGAAAUAAAAGUUGGCACCUAG